AUGCUCUUGGCAAGCGCAAGCAUGAUGCCUCCAAGCAAUGUCUCUUGUUGUCCUGGACGAACGAGCAAGGACAGAACGGGAGCGACAGCUGUGUUCCACAACAAAAGCCCAAGGCGAGUGUCCCUGCAAGUCAACCACAAAUUGCGUUAUCAUUACGCACGUCUUCUUCUUUUCCCAUAUGCUUUUAUCCCCCUAGUAGUUCUCUUUUUUCUCAUGUCUGACGACCUCUACGUAAGGAGGACGUCCGUGGCUGUGGCAGCCUCCCAGGAACUUAGAGCCACUGUCAAUACUCAGGAAGGUGACAGCGCGACAUUGGGACCGACCACAUCGCGAAGAAGACAACCUCCUUCGUCAACUGUAGACAUAUUAGCCAAUCUUCGUAAAAAUAGGAAGUUAGCGGCGACAUCCCUCAUGGCUCUGGCUGCAGCCGGCGCUGUUGUUGUCACCUUACUGACUAUGAGACAACACACAACGAGGAGAAGAGUGAAGUUACUGCGCGCUGCCCGUCGCGCACCACUAUCCAACUCUCCUAGAGAUGAAGCAGAUGCGGGGAACGGAUUCCGUAAUCAACACAUGGAAACAACGCAGCGUGUAGAAACUGGUCACAACAUGGGACUUGAAUUAUUCGAGCAAGGAACAGUUCCAGUACUGAAGCUGCGAUCCGAUGACGUAUCGUUUCGUAACCAGAAGACAGACGCUGAAGUUCUGGGUCCAACAUAUCAGAGUUCAGAUGCAAAAUAAUUCUACGGAGCGGAGAAUACUAGGUACCAGCUGGGUUCGCAGCUGAGUCUAACUCCAGAGAGGAGUUCUUCUCAUCAGGAGGCUGUGGUUGGCAGGUGAAUAACAGGGAUGGGGAGUACUGAGGACUUGAAUUGAGUUGAACAAAUCUGAUGUAGGCAGAUCCACCUUAAACAUCAAGUUCGAUCUUGUGCCACAGGCAAGGCGACACCAGAUGCAAAGUUGAGACGAAACAGUUUAUUCAGUGUGGCUGAUUUGUUGCUGUGACCCUUGACCGACCCUUCGUGUUGCUGAAGUGAAAAGGCAGAAAGAUCACGUGCGUCUGCGUGGCUGUAAUACGGUUACCUGGUAUUUUCCGCAUGGGUCGGAGACGUCGAUACAACGAGCCAUAUUUGUCAACUUGCGCCUCUGAAGUGAAGAAGGGAACCGGUUUUUAUCGGAAAGGUGGAAGAGGUCAACCCGUUUUGCGUCCCCUUUCGGAUGUUCCCUGCCGCAUUUCCAAUUAUGUCAGCUGACCAGCAACCCCCUAAAGGCGUUGCACCAAGCUCCCUUCAAAUUUGUUGAGUAACAUUCUUUGAUCUCUGUGAAUUCAGGCACCCGGCGCAGAGCUAGCAAGAGAUGACGUGUUUUUUGGACUGGGGGCCCUUGCUGCCUUUGGACUGCUCGAGCGGUAUCAUCACUACUGAGUGCGAGGACUGGGUGUCGGCGGCUGCAGCCAAUGUGCCUACAAGAGAGCGGCAGAGUUGUGCGAGUCCGGUCUCGAAGAAGACUCCGUUGCAACGGGAAAAGUGUAACAUUGUAGAGGAUGCCGAACACAGGCAUGACUGUGUCUGUCUUUUCUGUCUGUAGUUUCGCAGCUCAAACGCAUACAGAUCAGACACUGGCAGUUAUCUGGAGCGUAAUGACGGAUCCAGUGGGAAAUAGUCGCGUUGGCACUUGUCUUCGAGCAGGAUUGGCGUUACACAGGCGUUUUCACUGGCUUCAGAUUUGUGAUCCAGAAUGAUUUCCGUUGCUUCAGUGUUACAGUCGCUUUUUGGUACCACAAACGCGAAUUUCAAAUUACAAAUCGGUAAGGGGGUGUAGUUGGUUUGUCUCUGAGGAAAGAACGCCUUUAGUCGUUCGAAUGGACGCAAAUAUGUGGGCUUUCUGGAACUGUUGAAAUUAAUUAACGGGUGACAUGCUGUCGUGACGCGUGGAAAAGUGGUGUGGCUGUUUAUAUUGAAGGCAUUGAUGAGAAUGGCCUGAGACUCUACAUGUUUAUUGAGGUUUUCUGUGGAGGUGGGUGUUCGGAGGCAGGGUGUGUGCUAGCCCGUAUAACGACUGCUUUCCAUCGCGAAAGGGGAUGGAGGCCAGGGGAAGGGUUGUGAACACAGAAGACAGAGUGAAUGCUGAUUCCCUAAGCCAGUGAUGAUUGUUCAACCCAAGGGUGAUAUGAUGCAGUCGAAUGAGAUGUCUGCUUUCCAAUUGUCUCCUCGCGCAGCGAGUGAGUGCCCAUAUACUGGUUACAAUGUUGUUUAGCAUCUCGUUGCUUAAGCUCGCAGUGUGACUAUGUGUGCCUAAGUGUGCGUUACCGUGAGUGGAUAUCUGGCAGGUCAAGGAUCUGAAUCUUGGCUCAGGCAGCGAGUCUGAUUUGUGAAGAAGAAUAUUGUGACACGCA
This is a messenger RNA of Toxoplasma gondii ME49, 2395 nucleotides long. RefSeq lists its product as hypothetical. The coding region runs from base 1 to 741 and encodes 246 amino acids. The transcript has 7 exons. NCBI's taxonomy places the organism in Eukaryota, Apicomplexa, Conoidasida, Eucoccidiorida, Sarcocystidae. The record is from RefSeq and is a predicted model, not a curated record.